Messenger RNA from Aspergillus japonicus CBS 114.51, 394 nucleotides. RefSeq lists its product as uncharacterized. The record is from RefSeq and is a predicted model, not a curated record. The transcript has a single exon. Lineage: Eukaryota; Fungi; Ascomycota; Eurotiomycetes; Eurotiales; Aspergillaceae. Bases 70 to 312 code for a protein of 80 amino acids.
GGCGUACCGUUCUUGCUCUGCUCUUAUUGCCAUCCAUUCGCCGAUGUUGAUUCUGUAGUCCCUCUCUGGAUGUCAUUUCUCUGCACUAAACCCUUCUCGCUGCGUCUGCCAGAGUUUUCUCAUUUGCCGGCUGGCAACCAUCCCGAAAUCAAAUCACAUUUUCUCGGACUAUGGCUCCAUACUCAUCGACUAAUCGGACUCGUGCAUCGUCUAGCACCAUGUGGGAUGCCCCCAAGAAAGCUGUUCUGCCUCCGCGCAGGGUCAUCGUUCUUUGUGUGGUCUUGUGUGACAUUUUGUCAGAAAUUAUUCUAACAAGGGUCAUCAGCAGCUGCAUAAGAGGCUUCAUUUUUGGAAUGGGGGGAGGAUUAGAGCCGUAAAUGGAGGCUUUUCGUAG